AUGUGUGUGUGUGCGCGUGCGCCUGUGAGAGUGUGACAGAACGAUUGUCACGGAUAGAGCGAGUCCGUUAUUUUACUGUCACACUCCGGUCCCCUGGGGCUUCUUGGUGGGAUGGUGCACAGCACGGUAGCGAAGCAAAGCGGGAGGAAGUUAUUCGGACGCCUGCUUUCUCCCUCGGACGGUCGGUGUGUUUGGUUGCUUGGACAGUACUCUAUUAAUGUAGUGUAGGACAAACACACAGCUCUGUCUCUCUCUGUCACUGACUGUCCUUAGAGUAUCAGGACCCUCUGCGCGUGUCUUUGGAGACCACACUGUCAGAAGACCAAGAACACUCACACCUGCCCCUUCUUGAAGCCUGCUUUGUGUAACUGACGGAGACGGAAACGGACCUUUUCCACACGGACCUUUUCCCACACGGUCGCAUGCCCACCCGGUGGUACACAUCAGGCUGAUGAUGAUAGGACCAGAGAGAUUUGGGCUCGUGGAGUUACCGCUGCGCCCAGUGAACGUCGAAGGUUCACCUCUCCUGGAGUUGGCGGGAGAGGAGCCGUGCGCAACGGGUGACCACCACGAGAUUGAGAGCCUAGUGACAGCGUCGGUUGAGGUGCCUGUGACUGUUGAAUGCAGUACGUGGGGAGAGAAGACGCCGUUCCACCACGUCAGGUCUACACUGCUCUACACUGGAAGUCUCCUGAGCCGGACUCUGUCUGAGGGGAGCGAAGCAUUCCAAAUCACCAGUAUAUCCUCUGAGGAGCUAGGAGAGAUCCGGCAGGCGUUCCGGGUGCUGGACCGGGAUGGGAACGGGUUCAUCUCUAAGCAGGAGCUGGGCAUGGCUAUGAGAUCCCUGGGAUACAUGCCCAGCGAGGUGGAGCUGGCCAUCAUCAUGCAGAGACUGGACAUGGACGGUGAUGGCCAGGUGGACUUUGAAGAGUUUGUGACGAUACUGGGACCCAAACUUCUGUCGUCUGAGACCAGAGAAGGUUUCCGAGGAAGCACCAUCGAUAACAUCUUCUGGCAGUUUGACAUGCAGCAGAUGUCUCUUGACGAGCUCAAGCAGGUUCUGUUCCAUGCGUUCCAAGACCACCUGACAAUGAAGGAUAUCGAGAACAUCAUCAUCAACGAAGAGGAGAGCCUCAAUGAGACAGGGAACUGCCCCGAGUACGAGGGAGUCCAUCCUAAGAAGAAGAACAGACAGACGUGCGUGAGGAAGAGUCUGAUCUGUGCAUUCGCCAUGGCCUUCAUUAUCAGCGUCAUGCUCAUCGCGGCCAAUCAGAUGCUUCGGAACGGCAUGGAGUAGCCAAUCACAAUGUGAGCCUGGGGAGUGGGCGGAACAGUUAUAUAACCUCACUUCCUCUCUCUGCAGUAAAAAAAAAGGAAGACAGACCAGCCAGAACCCAAACACAUCUGUGAAAGACAACUAUAUGUUCUUUUAAAUAAAGUUUGUUUUGAUUUAUACCGUAAACAGACAAGAGGGUGCAAGGCCUGAAGGACAACAAAGUAAAACGAAAAGCCAUUUUCUUUCAAGUCACUAGGAGGACUUGAUUAACAUAGACUGGAAGGGAUGCAGAGCAAUCGUUUUAUAUUUUGUGGGGAUUAUUUCUUUCAUUUCUGUAUCAGAGAAGGCCAGCCGUUUAAAUUAAGAUUGCUUUUCUAAUCUCCCCUUUAAAAGAUUUUCUAAUCAACAGCAAUCUAUUCAAUAUGCAGCAGGUGCUUUGAGCCAUUCCUGAACUUUUGGAUCAGGGCAAUAUCUGAGGAUACUGAUACUGUACUACUGUUUAAUGUUUUAAACUGUAUAUAAACAUGUUAAUCUGUUAAUUUAAAAAAUAUAUAUAUUGUACUAUCUUAUAUUUAGAUUGUAUAUCUACUCAGUCACUCACCUGUGGACAUUCUACACAUUUAUUUUUACACUGUAACAGAGGUGGUUUGCAACUUAAGGACAGACUUGUGUUAGCUCCCAGAGCAAACACCUAGGCUUUAGCUCAGCUGACUAACAUAGUCUUCAGUAAACUAGUCAACCUUCUACUGUACACCUGACAUUCACUCCCUCACAAUGUUCUUACAAUAUAGUCGACUGUCUAUUUGUCUGCCUGUCUGUAUACACUGCAUGUGACUCUGUGGAUAUUUAAAGGCACUGUAUGUAUGUACAGUAUUUACCAUAUGUUGUGUCAUUCUACGUGUCCAUAGGACAGUGUGCUGUGUGUGUGUGUGUGUGUGUGUGUGCUAGACUGUCUGCUUGGUCAAGGUUGCUUUCUGGUGGCUAAGGAGAGAACUUCACCCAAAUGCUUGGAAUUUGAACCACAGAUAAUACAGUUGUGGUCUAAAAUGUCUUUGACCAGGCCAAUUAAGAUUGCAUUUCAUUCCAGAAGGUUUUUCCCUUUUGCCCUCGUUCACUCCCCUUCACAAAUCUGAUAGGACUAGAUGGAUGAAAGCAUAUGGUGGAAACUCCAACACCUAUCUAACCUGAAGGUUUGGUGGAGCUUUUUCUUUACACCUACUGUACCAAAUCCAGGGCCAAUAUUCAUGAAGCAUCUCAGAGUAGGAGUGCUGAACUAUUACCACCUAGCGGAUUCAUGUCAUUUACACUGCUGGUCAUAAGACUCACAAGGCGUCUUGAGUAGUGCUAAGAAGAUACAUUUGACUCCUACUCUUAUGGGUGAAAAUAAAAGCUAUGCGUGAAGCCGCUUUAGUCAUUAGAGUCCCACCUAGUUGACAGAUAUUUAGGAGUCCUCAUGAGCUGUCCUAACCAGUUGAGGUACCAGCGGGUGCCUUGAAAAGAGAAAAUGCAGCGAGUCAGGGGUUCCUGCACCACAUGCAAUUGCUUUGGAGUUGUUAAAAAAAUGUUUUGAUAUUUCAUUUAUAUAUGGUCAAUCCAUAAAUAAUCUAGACCUACAUGCAACAGUAUUUCUUGAGAUUUGGACAAUUACUUCUCCUUGGCCUAUUUAACAUGACAUGCCUAAAUACUUAUGAUAGGGGUAUUCAACUAUAUCCCUACAAGGUCUGGAUCCUACUAGUUUUCUGUUCUACCUGAUAAUGAAUUUUACCCACCUGGUGUGCCAGCUCUAAAUCAGUCCCUGAUUAGAGGGGAACAAUGGAAGAAAAAAAGCAGUGGAACUGGCUUUGAGGUCCAGAGUUGAGUUUGAGGGCACUAGGCUAACAAAUAAACAUUUUUCUUCUGAUUAUUUAAUUACCUACUUCAUGUUAUCCCUUUGGAGCACAAUAUCACAUUCUUAAAAAAUAUGUCCAAAUUGGGCAUUCCUAUAAAUUGGGCAAUUGAAGGCAUCUAGGGCUUAUGUUAACUUUGAUUGUGUUCAAUGAAAAUGAUAGACCUUUCAAACAUUGUAUGCAACGUUAUCAGCAAGAUUCCUACUGUGCCAAAGCGAUUUAGAGUUGUUAAGUGGGAGUGACGUGCUAUAGAGUUCACAGCCGGAGAUGCCUCAUCCCGAUUAGUUAUUCCACAUCAUUUGCAACAAUGUCAAUGACCGUCAUCACUAUCUUUCCUUUGCGGUACCUCAAACUGUCGUGAUUACCAGCUGAGUUGAUUUUACUCCCGGCUCAGAGCUUGAAUGGGCAGUUUCUUAAAGGUCGCCGUUGGGCAAAAACACAAAAAUAGCGGCUUUAAACUGUAUAACUGAUCAAUGCACCAUCAGACCAGGUCAUUUAAUGCUUAAAAACAAAAUGAUUAAUAAAAUAUUUGGCUACAGAAAGAAGUGCCAUUUGUUAUCGACCUCUACAGCUUCCGUCCAAAAACAAAUCCUUUGAAAUGAUGUCAUCACAUACUGGAGGAGUUACUGACUAGAGAUAGUGCAAAUUUAGCUAAGGAAUUAGCUUCGUCAGUCGCGACACGCAUGACCAGAAUGACACAUCGACGAACCGCCAAAGGCACACCCCAUUUCUGAAAGGGGCGGAGCUGGACUGCAAUUCCUGCCAAAAAUCGACCUUUAACAUUAUCGUAAACCCUAAUCUGAGCUGGGAAUUUUUGUUGUUGUUUUAAAACAGGUUUUAACAAGAUUCCUUUGACCUUUUUCUGAGGUGCUUUGUGGAUACGGGCCCUGGGGACAUAUGUAUCAAGCAGCUCAGAGUAGUGCUGAUCAAAAAUCAGUUUUGUCUUUUAGAUCACAAUGAAUAGAAAGAUUACAUGGACAGGAUGGAGCUAAUCCUAGAUUAGUACUCAUACUCUGCUACACUUGAUACAUACAGCCUCUAAAAUCCACAUAUUGUACACACCGUAACGUGUUCAAGAGACAGAGUAGUUUACAGAGGUCGUUCAUCAUUAAUGUUUUCACUUUCAAUAUCACAUGUGCGGUCUACUACAAUGUAUUUAUAUUCUUGGCCAUGUAGUGUAGCUCAUCACACACAAAAAUCUCCUCGCUGUCUCAGAUAUUUUAAUAUAUUUAUAUGUGAUUGGUCCAUCAGUUUAUUAUAAAACCAUUAUGGUCCCUGACACCAGCAUCUAAUCGUAAUGUAUAUCUAGAUUAGACAUAGUUUUACUAUUGAAAAUGUUUCUGACAUAUCUUUUCCGACCUGGUAAAGGGAAUGUAACGAAAGAGGUCUAUUGCUUGAGGAAAUUUCUGUCACUGAGUUUUCUACAGUGCCUUCGGAAAGUUUUCAGACCCCUUGACUUUUUCCACAUUUUGUGAGGUUACAUCCUUAUUCUAAAAUGUAUUAAAUUGUUAUUUUUCCUCAUCAAUCUACACACAAUACCCCAAAAAUGACAAAGCAAAAACAGGUUUAAAAAAAAAAAAAACACUGAGAUAAUACAUUUACAUAAGUAUUCAGACCCUUUACUCAGUACUUUGUUGAAGCACCUUUGGCAGCGAUUACAGCUUCGAGUCGUCUUGUGUAUGAUGCUACAACCUUGGCACACCUGCAUUUGAGGAGUUUGUCCCCUCUCAAGCUCUAUCAGGUUGGAUGGGGAGCUUUGCUGCACAGCUAUUUUCUGGACUCUCCAGAGAUGUUCUAUCAGGUUCAAGUCCAAGGUCUGGCUAGGCCACUCAAGGACAUUCAGAGACCUGUCCCGAAGCCACUCCUGCGUUGUCUUGGCUAUGUGCUUAGGGUUGUUGUCCUGUUGGAAGGUGAAACUUCGCCCACUGUAUGUCAAUCAAAUGUAUUUAUGAAGCCCUUUUUACAUCAGCAGAUGUCACAAAGUGCUAUACAGAAACCCAGCCUAAAACCCCAGACAGCAAGCAAUGCAGGUGUCUAGGCUUUAGGAUAUGUGAUAAACAGAGUAGCAGCAGCGUAUAUGAUGAUUGUAUGUGAGUGUCUGUGUGUGUUGGAGUUUGAGUGUGUGUGAGUGUGCAUAGUGUCAGUGCAACCAAAUAAAUGUAAGGGUAAAUGCAAUAGUCAGUGUUGCCAUUUUGUUAGCUAUUUAGCAGUCUUAUCGCUUGGGGAUAGAAGCUGGGGACAUACUCAAGGUUGUAAUCGCAGCCAAGGUGCUUCAACAAAGUACUGAGUAAAGGGUCUGAACACUUAUGUAAAUGUGAUAUUUCAGUUCUAUUUUUAAUACGUUUACAAAAAUGUCUAAAAAACUGUUUUUGCUUUGUCAUCAUGGGGUAUUGUUUGUAUUUUAAUCAGUUUUAGAAUACGGCUGUAACGUAACAAAAUGUGGGAAAAAAGUAAAGGGGUCUGAAUACUUUCCGAAUGCAUUGUAUUGUAUCUAUGUCUACCACUCAAGUAUCCCUGUACAUUGUAAAUAUGGUAUUGACACUGACCCUGGAACUGACCCUGUAUAUACAGUAGCUUACUUACUUUCUUGUGUUCUUCUUAUUUCUAUUUCUUGUGUUUUGUCCUACUUUACUAUAUUUUAUAAUACUACUGAUAUUGAUUACUGCAUUGUUAGGAAAGAGCUUGCAAGUGAAGCAUUUCACUGUACUUGUGCACAUGACAAAGAAAUGUCUCUAAAUAGCCUUUAUGACAAGUUAUCUCCAGCACCACCCCAACAUCUACAAAAAAAGAAAGAUGGAGUUAAGUGUUUCCAUUGACAUCAUCAACCAAUUUGGUUAAAAUCACAUGAUACACACCGAUGACGUCAUAGGAAACACUUAUCUUUCUAAAAAAUGUUACUACAAAACAUAGAAACCAUUUUCACAUAUGUUGGGGUGGUGCUGGAGAUUAUGAAUAUGAAGUAGAAAAAUGUUGAGAUUUCCCUUUAAUACUGUCAUAUGCAUGACAAAACACAAUACCUUAGUUACAAGAGGGAUUUAUUGAACAAUGCAAUACAAAUAUAACUGUUCAAAAUA
This is a messenger RNA of Salvelinus fontinalis (brook trout), 6236 nucleotides long. RefSeq names its product calcium-binding protein 8-like. Lineage: Eukaryota; Metazoa; Chordata; Actinopteri; Salmoniformes; Salmonidae. The record is from RefSeq and is a predicted model, not a curated record. The coding region runs from base 452 to 1297 and encodes 281 amino acids. Gene Ontology annotation, molecular function: calcium ion binding. The transcript has 6 exons.